Colletotrichum acutatum is the source of this 720-nucleotide messenger RNA. RefSeq lists its product as uncharacterized. Gene Ontology annotation, molecular function: alcohol dehydrogenase (NAD+) activity. The transcript is spliced from 4 exons. Gene Ontology annotation, cellular component: cytoplasm. Lineage: Eukaryota; Fungi; Ascomycota; Sordariomycetes; Glomerellales; Glomerellaceae. The record is from RefSeq and is a predicted model, not a curated record. The annotation marks the transcript as partial.
GGUAUUGGCAAGGGACUUCUGGAAAAGUACCUCGCUCGACCGAACCAUAUGGUCAUCGGUAGCGUGCGGGAUACCAAAGCUCCAGCAUCCCAAGACUUGGAGAAACUUCCCAAGGCAGAAGGCUCCCGGCUCCUUCUUGUUAGCAUCGAUAGCAUAUCACCAAACGACCCUCUCCAAGCGUUCAAGGACGUCGAAGCAGCCGGAAUCAAGCAUCUAGACAUCAUCAUCGCCAACGCUGGCAUGGGCCCGAUGCCACCCAAAAAGCUGGACACCGCAGAAAUCGAGACCAUAGAGUACACCCUGCAGGUCAAUACUCUGGGCCCCAUUCGUCUCUUCCAGGCUUUCAAGCCACUUCUCGACAAGUCCAGUUCGCCGAAGUGGGUUUCGGUAUCGAGCGGUGCUGGUUCUAUCACCAACUGUGAGAAGUACAUGGCGUUUUAUGCCGGUGCUUAUGGUGUGUCCAAGGCCGCUCAGAAUUGGUUCACUGUAGCGAUUCAUGCGGGCAAUCCUUCGCUGGUCGCAUUUGCCAUUCAUCCUGGGCGUAGACAUGUUCAGACAGAGAUGGGUAACAUCGGUGCGCGCAUCGUGGGACUCAAAGAAGCCCCGCAUACGAUUGAGGAAAGCACCUCAAAGACGAUAGACUUGAUCGACAACGCAACACGCGAGAGUACAUCGGGCAACUUCAUCAACGUCAUUACUGGCCAGGAGAUUCCUUGGUGA